AUGGCUGAGCUGUCGCGAUCGUCAUUCGUGCCGGGAGGUGUCCUGGAGACAUGGGCCAGGGAGGCAGGCAGGAGACAUGGAGCACAAGAAAAUCAUGCUCCUUUCUUCGAGAGCGAGGAGUGUGGAGGACGCUUGCAGGGGCUGGAGGUGGCGGCUUGCGGAGGCGGCGAGGGGGCGGAGGAGGAGCUCGAGUGGCUGUCCAACAAGGACGCGUUCCCGGCAGUGGAGGAGAUGGACCUGGAGCUAGCGGUGAUGGGGGCCCGUCGGGCCCAGGAGGAGCUCGAGUCGCUGCCCAACAAGGACGCAUUCCCGACGGUGGAGGAGAUGGAGCAGGAACCAGCGGUGAUGGGGUCUCGGAGGAAGGUGGUGCGCCGGCGGCGCGGGGCGAUGUCGGCUAGGCCGGGGCAGCGGCGGUGCAGGCACUGCGGGACGACGAAGACGCCGCAGUGGCACAGGGGGGCAGCGGGCUGCCGCACGUUGUGCAACGCGUGUGGCGUGCGGUACAAAAGGGAACGCCCGGAGUAUGCACCCUCUCAUCAGGAGGGACUGGAGGUUGGCGGCGGCGAGGCGUUGGAGACUAUGGAGGCGGAGCCGUCGGAGGUGGGGUCUCAGACGAAGAGGGUGGUGCGCCAGCGACGGACUUUGGCGUGGCCUCCGACAGCGGCUGAGCCGGAGCAGCGGUGGUGCCAGCACUGCGGGAAGAUGAAGAAGCCGCGAUGGCGCGAGGGGGCGGCUGCGGAGCAGGAGCGGGAGUGGCUGUUGAACAAGAACGUCCCGGCGGUGGAGACAGUGGAGCCGAAGCCAUCGGUGGUGGCGCCUCGGACGGAGGGGGUGGUGUCGCCGGCGCUUUCUGACCUGGGGCAGCGGCUGUGCCGGCACUGUGGGACGGCGGAGACGCCGCAAUGGCGCGAGGGACCGGAGGGCCGCAAGACGCUGUGCAAUGCGUGCGGCGUGCGGUACAGGGCCGGCCGCCUGGUGCCGGAGUACCGGCCGCUGCGCAGCCCCACCUUCUCCCCGGAGCUGCACUCCAACAGGCACAGCCGCGUCGCCCAUAUGCGCCCUGCCGGGGCUCCUCAUCCACUGCCGCCGGACAAGUGAAGUGUUGACAGUGGUUUCUGCCGUUUGGAGAUUUAUUUAUGUUUUGGGUUUAAAGACCUACUGCUCUAUCUACACUUCAUUAGCACAAAAUGAUUUAGAAUAAGUAGUAGGAGUACCUUGGUUUUGGUGGUAAAGGACAUCCAGUUUUUGGUGGUUCUUGGCUUUUAUGGUCAAUGUUCCAAUAAGCAGGAACUUGCUUGAUCUU
Messenger RNA from Triticum aestivum (bread wheat), 1303 nucleotides. RefSeq names its product GATA-type transcription factor SRE1-like. Bases 1 to 1098 code for a protein of 365 amino acids. The record is from RefSeq and is a predicted model, not a curated record. Gene Ontology annotation, cellular component: nucleus. The transcript has 3 exons. Gene Ontology annotation, molecular function: sequence-specific DNA binding; zinc ion binding. Lineage: Eukaryota; Viridiplantae; Streptophyta; Magnoliopsida; Poales; Poaceae. Gene Ontology annotation, biological process: regulation of DNA-templated transcription; cell differentiation.